AUGGCAUCCAAAUUCUGUGUAUAUCUCGCAGCUUUUUCUUCCUUCGCAGCCCGUGGCGUCGCGAAAGAACUGUCUCGUCGAGAUAUCGUUGCUUCUGAUGAGAUUGUGGGAUUCGAUCAAAUAGUCCCUUCAGGAACGGUCGGUGAUGUCUAUCUGGCUUAUCAACCUUACUUGUACGUUGUCAAUGGCUGCGUUCCAUUCCCAGCAGUAGAUGAGGAUGGGAACACGAAUGCUGGAUUGGCUCCCGCAGGAGCAUCCGAUGGCGACUGUAGUAGCAGCACAGGCCAAAUUUAUGUCCGAGGAAACAGCUCUGGCGACUACUAUGCGCUCAUGUAUUCCUGGUACAUGCCAAAGGACGAGCCUUCAGAUGGUAUUGGCCAUCGUCACGACUGGGAAGGGGUGAUUGUUUGGCUAUCCGAUUCUAGCAGCACCACCACAGACAACAUCAUGGCCGUGUGCCCUUCCGCUCAUGGAAGUUGGGAUUGUAGCACGGAUGGGUAUACGGUAGAUGGCACCGCACCAUUAAUCAGAUACUACAGUACGUGGCCUAUAGACCACUGCUGUGGCCUCACAACUACUGUGGGUGGUACGCAGCCGUUGAUCGCGUGGGAGUCACUUCCGACAGCGGCCCAGGAUGCGCUGGACACGACUGAUUUUGGCUCCGCUAUUGUGCCAUUCAUUGACGCGCAUCUUUCUACGAACCUCGCAGAUGCUACUUUCUAG
Messenger RNA from Penicillium angulare, 723 nucleotides. Its product is annotated as NPP1 family protein. Lineage: Eukaryota; Fungi; Ascomycota; Eurotiomycetes; Eurotiales; Aspergillaceae. The transcript is spliced from 2 exons. The record is from RefSeq and is a predicted model, not a curated record. The coding region runs from base 1 to 723 and encodes 240 amino acids.